AUGGAUAUGAUGACUUUGUAUGGUACGAGUGCGAACGUGGAGAAGUGUGAAUGUAUGGGUGUGCAAUAUUAUGGAGCAAAACCAAAUAUCACCGAAAAAGGACCUUUUUCGUUCCGGAUGACAGAGAGAAAGAAAGAUUUGAAAUUCAGUGAGGAUAGCAAUACAGUUUACUACAAAAGUUACAAGCAAUACUUUUAUGAUCCCGACAUAUCGUGUCCCAAGUGCCGCAACGACCCAGAAUUGCUACUUCCGAAUGUCGUAGCACUGGAAACUGUAACAACAAUGAUUCAAGAGAAGGACUGCGAUGCAACCUGUCGGUUAAUAGUUGAUAUCGGAAUGCUUCUUAUGGGCGAGUAUCCUUUUCGAAAACUGAGACCCUUGAAUGUUACAUCCUACGGAUACAACGAUCCGAUAGUUUCGUUUGUAAAUUCGCCCAUUUUUAAAUUUCUCAGCGAUAAAUUUAACGGCGGUAAACCGAUCAUUCCACUCAAAAUCCCAUACUUACCAAAUUUGGCGAUAUUUUACAGACUAAAUAAUUCUAACGAUGAAUAUUAUAUUAUUGAAACGGGCAAAAAAGAUAUCAAUUCAAUUGGAUUGAUUCGGGAAUGGGCCGGAUCUGAUCUUUUGCCGUCACCGUGGUGGCAAACAACGCAAGCGCGAAUGAUCAAUGGAACAGAUACCGGCAGUUUUGCACCAUUGCACUUGACCCCUGAUAGUAUUCUUCUUUUCUUUAGUUCAUUUUUGUGUCGAUCAUUUACUGCAGUAUUUUCCAAGUAUUCAACAUAUAAAGAAAUGAAAAGUAUUGAAUUUAUGGUUCCGGAAAAAGAAUUUGAUACGAUCAAUAAUAACUAUAUUGGUUUUCGAUAUCGUAAUCCGGAAAGAAUUAAAUAUUUUCCGGAAUGGAAUCCAUGCUCAAAGAGGACAACGAGUAAUAAUUUCACUUCAUGCUCAAAUACAAACAUAAAAUGCUCAUUAGAGCAAAAUUUAUGUCAUCACUGUUGCAAAGGAAGCUACGUCAAUGGAACUUACCUGUUACCACCUGGAAUGUUUCCACUCGUCUGUUUUCCAGGUAAAAAUGAGACGUUGCCGAUAUCAGCUAUCAUAUCACCGCCUUAUUUUUCCUAUUCUCCGAAAGAAGUUAUUGAUUCGGUGAUUGGUUUCCAGCGAUUGAAUGUUAAACCAUCAGUAUUUAAAUUUAUUCGAGAACCGGAUUUCAACUCGAUUGCCAAAUUUGAUGACACCAAUGAUGUUAAUUCGAGUGCACGGUGA
Molecule: messenger RNA, 1269 nt
Organism: Acanthocheilonema viteae
Lineage: Eukaryota; Metazoa; Nematoda; Chromadorea; Rhabditida; Onchocercidae
Source: the annotation of a GenBank genome assembly